UAUGUUUGGUUUCACUUCCGCACUCCGCUCUUUCUGUAGCAUGUUAGCAUCUUAAGUAGUACUUUACACGCUUUUCAAGGAAUCCUCUUAAUGAUCCGGAACAGCAAAACAAAAACGUUUCUCAAUGUAAAUUUCUAUCGCCAACGCGGAUAAUUUGUUUCUGCGUAAUAAAACUUCGGUUUUGAUGCUCGUUAGCUAGUUAAGUCAACCAGGAAGCAACAUUAGCUUCGUGUUAAGUCGGAGUCAUCAUCUGCAACUUCUGUCUUGAUACAAACAGACACCUAGUUGGUGUUACAAAGAGACGCUUUUACAGUAAAAGAAGUCAUGCAGCUGUUCAGCGUUCCCAGACGAGGUUACAUCUGGCUGCAGACCUUUACAGUUCUGCUGGUUCUGUGCAAGAGUGGCGUGUUUGCCGGUAACGCCACCAAGGCUUGCAAACUGGCCUCGGAUAACAUCUCGGAAAAGAAAGUCCUUGAACGCCUCGAGCCUCUUGCCAACAAUGUCUUUAAGGCCAACGUGACGGAAGGAAAAGACAGUUACACAUACGUGUUCCAGUUGUGUGGAGAUGCAGGGGGUGUUCAAAAUGCUGGAGUUAUUCAAGUGAACAACAACGACAAAAAGAAAACGGUGAUUGGCUUGUACAACACAACGCAGGCCAUUGGAGGCAGUGACUGGGUGAUGCUGAUCUACGGCGGCGGUGAGAAGUAUGACAGUCACUGUAACGGGGAAAAGAGGAGAGCUAUUAUCAUGAUUUCCUGCAACAAGAACAUAGUCAUGGUAAAACACGAUUUUCACCUCACUGGAAUUGUGUGA
Molecule: messenger RNA, 813 nt
Organism: Nematolebias whitei (Rio pearlfish)
Lineage: Eukaryota; Metazoa; Chordata; Actinopteri; Cyprinodontiformes; Rivulidae
Gene: m6pr
Product: mannose-6-phosphate receptor (cation dependent)
Exons: 4
Coding region: 325-813 (162 amino acids)
Biological process (GO): protein targeting to lysosome
Cellular component (GO): trans-Golgi network; endosome; Golgi apparatus
Molecular function (GO): protein domain specific binding
Source: RefSeq, a predicted model, not a curated record